Molecule: messenger RNA, 6377 nt
Organism: Antechinus flavipes (yellow-footed antechinus)
Lineage: Eukaryota; Metazoa; Chordata; Mammalia; Dasyuromorphia; Dasyuridae
Gene: CHSY1
Product: chondroitin sulfate synthase 1
Exons: 3
Coding region: 2551-5010 (819 amino acids)
Cellular component (GO): Golgi cisterna membrane
Molecular function (GO): glucuronosyl-N-acetylgalactosaminyl-proteoglycan 4-beta-N-acetylgalactosaminyltransferase activity
Source: RefSeq, a predicted model, not a curated record
GACUCUGAGAAAGAUGCUGACCUGUCUUGGUAGUAAUCUUUGCCAAUGAAGUUCUAGUUCUAAUCCCUGUCUCAGAACUAAAAGUAAUAUUUGUCAUCAUCACUAAUUUCAAAGGCCAUUUUCACCUUGUGCCCUUGAUAUGGAAGAAAUGUUUGGUGGAAUGAAUUAACAGUCCAAACUGUUAAGUUUGGUGUUAAGACAUAUCUGAGCAAUGGUGGUGAGUUGAAAAAAGCUAGCUGCCUGGUCAGAGUGGAAGAUGCAGUAGUUUGUGAUUUCACUGAGGACAGAUGGUAGAGUGGGUUAGAUAUGCUGAAUGAUUUGACAGGUGUCAAGAAAGCUCCACCCCACUUUCAUUUUAUUUCAUGACCCAGACAAGCAAUCUUUAGAAAUUUUAUUUGCAUGUCUUUUCUUGUUUUUUUUUGCAAAGAAAAUGUAAGAAAAACAACCCCACCAUCAACUCCCUCUCCCCACAAAAAAGCUCUUACAAAGCCCUGAAAAACAAAAUGCUGGGAGGGGAUAUAAUGCUUAUCAGUCCUAGCAGGCUUUCUGAUACUUUGCACAAAAAUUUUUAAUAGGGGCUGUGGGAUGAGAACAUAAGAUUAAAAAAAAAUGUUUGAUCUAAAAGGUGAUAAGUGAUAAAAGUCAUAAUUUGUCAGACAGCACAAGAAGAGAAUGGAUUUAAAUGUGUGACUGAGGAUGUUCUUCCUCCUACCUCUUCCUAAUUUUUGCCUUAGGCAAAAAUUUUUUUGCUUUAGGUCCAGUCUUAGAGAGACAAGAUUAGGGUGAGCACAAUUUGCAACCCUCCAGGUACAAAAAAACAAGUCACCGGAGGAAUCCCCCAAUCCCAGCCCCCCAAUCAAACAGGUGCCAGCAGCUAGCAGAGUAACAUGCUCAGGCGAAGAAAGAAGAUCCAGAAAUUUUGAAAAAGGACAUUUUAAAAAAAAGGGGGGGCGAAGAAAAGGAAUGGAAAAGUAAUCUAUGCAUCCAGCAUCAGCACGAAGUCCCAUUUCCAUUUUUCUUUCUCUUGCCGAAGCAAGCGACCCCCGCAGCCGUCCCCACCUACACGCGCACAAACACGUUCCUAGCUCCUCUAGCCUGGCAGAAGCCUUUCUCCCCCGGCCUCCGGGACAACACGGGCCGCUUUAGCCCCGCAGGUAGCAGCAGGGCUGACGUAGACCCGAACCCGACCAGUGCAGACGUGGGCAGUUCCACCGUCGGUGGGGCCGCGAGAAGAGGCGGGGGGCGGGGGGCCCAGCGUGGCCAGGCUUCCCCCCACCCCCCCGGCGGGGCUGAGGCCAGACCCCUCCCUUUCCUUUUCCACGUCAGGUUUCUGGGGAGGCGAGGCCGCAGCGGUUAGACGGGGCGCGGGUGUGGCGCGAAGGGGCACCGGCGGCGACGGCACGCCCUGGCUGAGCGGUAGCUCGGCUCGCUCUCAGGCCCGGCGGAUAACGGGCUCUGGGGGCUGGACAGAGGGGAGGGUACUGCCCCCGGGGCUGAAUUCCCGCCCAGCUCGCCUCCAGCCCCAAGACCGUUAGUCGCCUUCCCCACUCCUCACUCUGGGCCCCGGGGGUGGCUAUCCACCUCUUUUUGCCCGGGGUGCAAGAGAGCUGGGGACAAGAGCUGCGAGCGCCUGGGAUGGGGGGAUGUUAGCCGGGAGGAGGAAGAGGGAGGGAGCAGAAGGAAGGAGGAAGAAGGAGGGGACUCAGUAAGGGAGGGUUCUUUUCUCUCUCAGUCUUUUUAUUUUUUUAUUUUUGGCCAAACUUUGGCCACGUGAACCGCCCCCCAUUCACUUUUGCGCCAAUGGGGCAGCGAGGACGGAUCCCGAGCGAGGCCACGGGACCACUGCCGCGGCAGCCGCUUCAUAACGCGCUGUGCGUGACGUGAGGGGCUCCUGUUGCAAUGGCGAGCUGAGCCGGAGGAUGUGCAGCAGCAGCGGCGGCGCCGCCGGCGACUACGAGGGCAGGGGUAGCGCUAGCCUAGAGGAGCCCAGCCAGUCCGAGGGGCAGGGGAGAACCAGGGAGGGGAGAUCCACGUUGCUACUCCGGCCCCGAGCCGCCGAGCGGGAGCCCUCGUUGCCGCUCUCUGGUCCCUUUGCCGUCUCCUCUACCUCCUCCUCCUCCUCCAGCGCCGCUGCGCGCCGGGCAUGGUCCCUUCUUAAAGGCGCAGGACCGCGGCGGGGGUGGGAGGGGGGGCGCGGGCAGAACAAAGCGCCGGUGCUCGCGGGGCGAGCUAGGGGCCUGCGGGCGGAUUAGAAGGACCCCGAGGAGCCAUGGGUAUGCGGGACCGGCCGCAGGCGCGGCCGCGCUGCCUGUCCCCGGCCCGGGGCCGCUAGGACAGACAGGGUGGCCUCCCCAAACCGGGGCAUCGUGACGGGCCAGCUCUCUCCCGCCGGCCGGUGAAGAGAGUGGACAAGGGACUGCAGCGGGCGAGCCCCCGGCUGGAGCCGCGGAGCGCAGUGGGGUCGGGCCGACUCGGAGGAGGCUGCCCUCAGGGGAGGUGGCUGUUUUUCAGGGGGUGAGGGAGGCUGUGGGGCCGGCGGGCAGUUGGGGAAUGGCUGGGAGAAGCCGCCGCUCCUGGCUCAGUGUGUUGCUAGGGCUCAUCCUGGGUUUCAUCCUGGCGUCACGGCUGAUCCUGCCCCGCGCUUCAGAGCUGAAGAAAGCGGGUCACCGGCGCAAAGCCAGCCCGGAGGGCUGCCGUCUGCAACAGCAGCUGCAGGACCUGCCAUCGCAGCAGCAGCAGCAGCAGCCCCCAGUGCUGUCGCUCAACGGGGUGCGUGAGGACUCCCGGAGCUCGCUAUUCUGGCCUCCGGAGCUGGCCGCUGGCGGCCACCCCGACGACCUACCCCGGGCCAAGAACUUUCUUUUCGUGGGAGUCAUGACAGCCCAGAAGUAUCUGGAGAACCGAGCCGUGGCCGCCUACAAAACAUGGUCCAAGACAAUUCCUGGGAAAGUUGAAUUCUUCUCUAGUGAGGGUUCAGACACAUCCAUACCAAUUCCCAUAGUGCCACUACAGGGAGUGGACGAUUCCUAUCCACCCCAGAAGAAGUCCUUUAUGAUGCUCAAGUACAUGCACGACCACUACUUGGACAAGUAUGAAUGGUUUAUGAGAGCUGAUGAUGAUGUUUACAUCAAAGGAGAUCGUCUGGAGAAUUUUCUAAGGAGUUUGAAUAGCAGUGAACCCCUCUUUCUUGGGCAGACAGGACUGGGCACAACUGAAGAGAUGGGAAAAUUGGCUCUUGAACCUGGUGAGAAUUUCUGCAUGGGUGGUCCUGGUGUGAUCAUGAGCAGAGAGGUGCUUCGAAGAAUGGUACCACACAUUGGAGAAUGCUUGAGAGAAAUGUAUACAACCCAUGAAGAUGUGGAGGUGGGACGAUGUGUCCGGAGAUUUGCAGGAGUACAGUGUGUCUGGUCUUAUGAGAUGCAGCAGCUGUUUUAUGAGAACUAUGAACAGAACAAAAAGGGUUAUAUUCGAGACCUGCAUAAUAGCAAAAUCCAUCGAGCUAUAACUUUACAUCCCAACAAAAACCCUCCUUACCAAUAUAGACUUCACAGCUACAUGUUGAGUCGCAAAAUAGCUGAACUACGACACCGAACCAUACAACUCCACAGAGAAAUUGUUCUAAUGAGCAAAUACAGUAAUACAGAGAUUCACAAAGAAGAUCUCCAGUUGGGAAUUCCACCUUCUUUUAUGAGGUUUCAGCCACGCCAACGUGAGGAGAUUUUAGAAUGGGAGUUUCUUACUGGAAAAUAUUUGUAUUCAGCUACUGAUGGUCAGCCCCCCAGGAGAGGGAUGGACUCUUCUCAGAGAGAAGCUUUGGAAGACAUUGUUAUGCAAGUCAUGGAAAUGAUCAAUGCAAAUGCUAAGACCAGGGGGCGAAUUAUCGAUUUCAAGGAAAUACAGUAUGGUUAUCGUAGAGUCAAUCCUAUGUAUGGGGCUGAAUACAUUCUCGACCUACUACUCCUCUACAAAAAACAUAAAGGGAAGAAAAUGACUGUUCCUGUUAGAAGGCAUGCCUACUUGCAGCAGACCUUCAGCAAGAUCCAGUUUAUGGAGCACGAAGAAAUGGAUGCCAAAGAAUUGGCCAACAAAAUUAACCAGGAAUCUGGAUCCUUAUCUUUUCUCUCAAAUUCUCUGAAGAUGUUUGUUCCUUUUCAGCUUCCUGGAUCAAAAAAUGAAAACAAAGAAUCCAAAGAUACAAAGAUAAAUAUCUUGAUUCCUUUGUCUGGACGAUUUGACAUGUUUGCAAGAUUUAUGGGGAAUUUUGAAAAGACAUGUCUCAUUCCAAAUCAAAGUGUCAAGCUUGUUGUCCUACUCUUCAAUUCUGACUCUAAUCCAGACAAAGCAAAACAAGUAGAACUGAUGAAAGAUUAUCGUAUUAAAUAUCCUAAAGCUGAUAUGCAGAUUUUGCCGGUUUCUGGAGAAUUCUCAAGAGCUCUGGCUCUUGAAGUUGGAUCUUCCCAGUUUAAUAAUGAAUCUUUGCUGUUCUUCUGUGAUGUUGACCUGGUGUUUACUACAGAGUUUCUCCAACGAUGUCGAGCAAAUACAGUUUUGGGCCAACAAAUAUAUUUUCCAAUUAUCUUCAGCCAGUAUGAUCCAAAGAUUGUUUAUAGUGGGACAGUUCCCAGUGACAACCAUUUUGCCUUCACUCAAAAAACUGGCUUCUGGAGAAACUAUGGGUUUGGCAUUACUUGUAUUUAUAAGGGAGAUCUUGUUAGAGUAGGUGGCUUCGAUGUUUCUAUUCAAGGUUGGGGACUUGAGGAUGUGGACCUUUUCAACAAAGUGGUUCAAGCUGGUUUGAAGACUUUUAGAAGCCAAGAAGUUGGAGUUGUCCAUGUUCACCAUCCUGUCUUUUGUGAUCCUAAUCUUGAUCCCAAACAAUACAAAAUGUGCUUAGGGUCUAAAGCAUCAACAUAUGGAUCUACACAGCAGUUGGCUGAAUUAUGGCUAGAAAAAAAUGACCCAACUUAUGGGAAAAGCAGCAAUAAUAAUGGCUCAGUGAGGACAGCCUGAUGUCCAGCUCUGCUGGAUAAGACUCCUUUUUUAAUUAUCUAAUUUAUUUUUAAAAAUUUUAAUAUGAUAGGUCAUUUUUGAAGUCCACACAAGGAUAUAUUUUAGAAGUGAUUUUCUUAUAAAGAACUCCUUAGAGACUGAGCUUUUUGAACAAAAAUGUGAUCAAUAUUUGCCUUUGAACACAUCUUGUUGAACAUUAUGUAGCAACCCUGCAUAAUUGUGACUUGAAAUAGAACUCUGAUGAACAAAAAAAAAAAAAAAAUUUUUAACCUUUUCAUUCCAGACUUCUUUGCUAUGGUUCUAUAGUGGAGAACAUGAACAUUAAUGCAAAGUAUUAUUGUAACAAAACACUGUAUCUUUGGUAAAUGUUCUGUUGUGACUGUUAACAUUGCACAGAUUCUACCUUUUUUUCUUUUUCAAAAAAGAUUUUUAUUUUUUAAAAAGCCAUUACAUGUUCAAGUUUAUAAAAUAAGGAAGUAUGACAGUAGCUGUGUCAUUAUCUUCAAAAUUACAUUUCACCUAAACUGUAAUUUUGUUGUGAUCAUGUAACUUUGGGGGAAGGGUAAGUGGAAGUGGAAAAAGCACAAUAUGUUAUGUGGUUAUUCAUAGUAAUUUAUUUGGCAUUAAGUCCUAAAUGGAUUUGAAUCAUAUUACAAGGGAAAUUUAGUAUUUCUCCUUUCCUGGUCUUUUACUUUAGAGCUAAAAGGCAAUAUGUUAAUAUUUAGUCUGGCAAAGCAAAAUUAUCGUUGCAAAUUUAAAGUAUAUAAGUAAACUUUAAAAAAAUUUCCCUCCCUAAUGAGUACAUUGGGGGAAAAAUAUACAGUGUUCUGUAUUUCUAACUGCAUUCACUUUAUCCCAUUUGUGUUAUGUUGAAGAUGAUUAUUUCAUUCUUUGAAAACUGCUUUAUUUUUCUGUAUCUGAUAUACAUUUUAAUUUAUUUAAUAACCAUGGCAUAGAUUCUUGUCCUAUUUUUGAAUGCCUGUUAGUCAUUAAUAUUUGUGUGUAUUAGGAGUUUUUUAAAAAUCACUGUUAGUGUAUGUCUUCUUUGCAGUAAACUGAUCUCCAAAGAGUUUUUUUGAAAAGUUUUUUUUUUCCUCCCACUUAUAAUUUGUAGUCUUUCCAUUUUACAAAUUAAGUGAUUUUGAACAUUUUUGGUGCUCACACAUUAAAAGAAAACAAGUCAAAUGGAUCUGUAUAUGAUUGCAUCAGAAAAUUUAAAUUUGUUUUAAAAUUACAGGUUGAAUGUGCCUUAAUGAAAGGAAAUUUUUUUUUCAUUUAAAGUUCAGACAGUGAUAGAAUUGCCAUUUUAAUUCAUAUGUGUAAAUAUAGCUGGUUGCUCAGAUGGAAAAAUAAACUAGUGAAUGAUA